Oryctolagus cuniculus (rabbit) is the source of this 4595-nucleotide messenger RNA. NCBI's taxonomy places the organism in Eukaryota, Metazoa, Chordata, Mammalia, Lagomorpha, Leporidae. The record is from RefSeq and is a predicted model, not a curated record.
CGCGGCCUCGCCGCCGCCGGGCCCCGGCGCGCCCGCCGGCCGCCCCCGCGCGGCCCCCGGGCCCCGGCGCGGCGCGGGCGGCAGCAUGGUGGAGAAGCGCUGCCCGCUGCAGAGGGACGGCGUGUACCGCUGGUUCUCGGAGCUGCCGUCGCCGCAGCGCGUGGAGUUCCUGUGCGGCCUGCUGGACCUGUGCAUCCCGCUCGAGCUGCGCUUCCUGGGCUCGUGCCUCGAGGACCUGGCGCGCAAGGACUACCACUCGCUGCGGGACUCGGAGAUCAAGGCCAACAACCCGGCCGACCUGGGCAGCCUCACCAACCUGACGGACGAGGUGGUGCGCAGCAAGCUGCUGGUGUCGCUGGCGCUGCUGGGCUCGGAGCAGCGCGAGGCGGCGGGCGUGCUGUACCGCACGCUCACGCACAUCGACUCCAUCAUCCACAACUACGGGCUGCAGCUCAACGAGGGCCGCACGGGCGAUGAGUUCCUGCUGCUCUUCACCAUGGCCUCCAACCACCCGGCCUUCAGCUUCCACCAGAAGCAGGUGCUGCGCCAGGAGCUCACGCAGAUCCAGAGCAGCCUGAGCGGCGGCGGCGGCGGCGGCAAGAGCGCGCCCGCCUGCCCGGCCUGCCACAAGGUGCGUGCGCGCCGGCCUCGCGGCCGGGCCCCGGGGCCGGGCGGGCGCGCGCGCGCCGGCCUCGCUCCCGCCUUCUCCCGGUCCGGGAAGGGACGGAGUGCGGGCGCCGGAACCGGGGCGGGGGCCGGGCCCGCGGGAGCGCUGCGUGCGGUGAAGGCGGUGCACGCGUGUGCGGGAGUGCUGCGUGUGAUGAAGCUGUGUGCGCUGUGUGACGAAGGUGUGCGCACACACGUGCGCUGUGUGACGAAGGUGUGCACACAUACGUGUGCUGUGCUGUGAAGGUGCGUACACACGUGUGCUGUGAAGGUGCGCACACACGUGUGCUGUGUGACGAAGGUGUGCACAUGUGUGUGCGUGAGCGUGCUGUGUGGUGAAGGCGUGAGCAUGUGCACGUGUGUGUGAGCGAGUGAUGUCAGAGCCAGGCUGCUGUGGGCACAAAUGGCGUUCAAGCCCUGGGGUCGGCGGCCGGGCCGGCCCGAGGAAGCCGGAAGGGCCCGCGGGCUCCGUGUGGAAACGUGAACUUUGAGUGUUGCACAACUGUGUCAACACCGAGGGCUUGGGGUCAGCCUCUCCCCAGCGCCCGGGAGCCCAGCACGGGAAUGGUCUGUGUGAGGCUGGCUCGUGGGCUCGUGGGGACGUGGGGACGCGGGGACGCUGUCGGCACGCGAGAGCCCCGGCUGGAGUGGCGUGGUGUGGCGCUGCCUGGGCCGCGGCGUGGAGCCUGCGUGGGUUUCUCACGGGUGUCUCUGGGUGACGUGGCCCAGGACUGCGGUUUUCUCUUCAUUCAGUUGAGUUCCUUCUAGAUUCCAUCUUGUGUGAUGGCAGAGACACGUUCCUCUGCAAACAGGAGCCGGGUCCUGGGAGCGGAGCUGCUGUUAGGAGCAGUGGGCGCGCGGCCCUGGGUCGGUCCCGCGUGCCAGGGCUCCAUCCCCAGCAGAAGUGUCACGUGGAGGAGGCUUUGGUGAGGCGCAGGGGCUGCUCAGUCUCUGGCCCCAUGCCCUUGGGGGCCGCGGGCAGCACGGUCUCCAGCGGUGUGACCUUGGGGGGGUGCGGUGCCCCUACUCUGAGGGCUGGGAGGGCGCAAGCAGAGCGUCCCGCUGGCACGCAGCCGAGCCGGCUUCCCCCGGUGGCCACGCUGGCUUCCACGUCUGUUUUAUGCAGUGUUUAUGUCGUGGCCGUGAGAUUAAUUUUGGAGUGUUGACUUGAGGCUGCCAGGUUUUUGGUUUGUCUUUGGAAAAUGUGGAGAGCCUCGUUUGUGGGCGCCCUGCUCGGUUCAGUGGAACUUCCUGCCUUUGCUGCCUUCAGGCGAAGGCUUGACGGCUGGGCCGGCGACUCGGGCGCGCUGCCCCUGCAGAGCUGCCUCCUGCACACCUGCGCCUCUGAGCGCAGGGACUUCGUGUUUCUGUGUUGAAGAUGUCCGUGACUUUAAAAGUUUUCGCUAUUUAAAAUUUUUUUUUAUUUAUAGCUUUGUGAAAUAGUUAUCAUUUGCAGUUGCUUCUCCAAACCCUGUUUUUCCGCUGUUGUUUAAUUAGAAAGAGAGAGAGUGCGAGCGAGCGAGCGAGCGAAUGCACACUUCCUCCCGCUGGGUCGCUCCCCAGAUGGCUGCCGUGGUGAAGCCGGGGCCACGAGCUUGAUCCCUGUCUCCACGUGGGUGGCACAGACCUGGGUGGCCCAAGGUCCACAUCCGUAGGAAGCGGGAGUCGGAGCCAGUCGGGCACCUGCGCCAGGCUCCGGUGUGUGGGCAGCGGGUGUGUUCACUGCUAAGCUAAGUGCCCAGUCCUGUUCUCGUUUUAAAAUUCUUACUGCUCUAAGACCUUGAGUCUCGGGACGGGAAGUGAGGAGUGAAGCGGGCAUUUUACUUGGAGGAGGGGCUGUCCACGGUGGCAAGGGUGGCGAGUGCUGCGUGUCGGCUGCUGGGCACAGGCGAUGCUGUGGGCUGGCGGCUGUGCCGGGGGCUGUCCCGUCGGCAGGCUGUGGUGUGUGCACGUGAGUCGUCUUUGUCUACUGAGGCUUCACGGAGCUGCAGCUCCCGAGCUGUGCAGGGCACCCUUCUCCAAGGCUGUGCACCUGCUGCUGACGUCUGACUCAGCGUGCUCGUCACCACGAGAGACGCCCCCUCCGCGGCUGCCGGCCGCGAGCGCCCUGCGACCCCUCGGCCGCCCCCUUGUCCCGGGGUUUGCCUUUUCUGGACGUUGCCGCAGAUGGCACCUGUGUAGCCGCUCAGAACCAUGGUCCCAGCGCUCCUCGGGGCAGCGUGUGUGAACCUGAAUCUUCUUCGUGGCUGAGUAAUGCUCCAUCACAUGCGCAGACCCUGGGCUGUUUAUCCAUCCGUCAGUGGGUGGACAGCUGGGUUUCAAAUGCAUCUGCUUCAUUGUCACUAUGCUUGUCCCCGGGGACCUCCUAGCCGCGUGCGCACAGCCCUGCAGACUGGGGGUCUCGGGGCCGUGGGGCUUGGUCACACAGGUACACGUGGCUGACCUCUGGGUCUCAGCACCCACCCCGCCCAUGUGGGUGGUGGCAGAAGCGCUGCUCGGGGCUGGCCUUUGCUCUGGGUGAGGCUGGGGUGUGCAGGGCAGGGUGGAGGUGGGUGUCUUCCUCUGGUGCGUGUCCUGUGCUGCAGCUCUGCGGUCACCUGCUGUGUCUACACGCGGCUGCCUGGAGUGGGCGCUGGGGAGACUUGGGGUCCACACUGAACUGAGAAUGAGUCUGUUGGUGCUUUCUGUAAGUGUGCAAAGUCGCCACGAUUCAGGAGCCCAGACGUCGGCCCCGGGGUGGUGGUGUCGGGGUGAGUGGCUUUGCCUUCCACACACUGACCCUAACCUGGCAUGCCCCAUGGCAGAACUGGUCUGGAGUGGCUCCUGCUGUCUCCCAGGGCCCUGCCGCCUGUCCUCAUGUGUGGUUCCCACGCCACGCAUGUCUGUGUGUGAAGGGCAGGACUCACAGGCUUGGGGAUGUGGGUGCGGCCAGAGUUGCUCUUUGGCCUGUGUCUGCUGGGCAGUGGCUUGGCCUGUGCGGCUCUGCCUUCCUCCUGCCCUUUGCCCUCUAAACCAAGGCUGUCCGCUUCCACCUGGGCCAGCUCACGUGUGUCUCAUUCAACUCGCUGGGCAUUGGUGUUCCUGUGUUACCUUCUCUUGCGGGGUGCAGUGUGGCAGUUGGCCAACCCACGGCGGAUGAGCACCGCCGUCCCCCGGGUGCUGCUGUGUCUGAGCGCGUGCUGACCUGGGCCUCCUGUGAGUUGUGCUCUCCUUGUCCUCUGCCCUUCGGCCAUCUUCUUUUUUGAUUAAGGCAAUGUUGGGAUUAAUGCAUAUUUUUCCAACAAAUUUGUGUACGAAUCUCCAGGCUGUCGUGUGCAUCUGUGGGACUGGUGACUGCCGACCUCGGAGACUGACAGGAUUGACAGAGGAUUGGUUUUGCCGGGGAGCAGUGAUGGCCACUGCAGGCCUCUUCCCCAGCAGAAAUGGAGCCGGGACAGGCCUUUCCUCACUGUGGGUGAGAACAGACGGAAGGUCGUGAGCUGGUUUGUUGAAGGGUUUCUGACUGUGCACUUUAACCUCGACAUAGGCAGUUUAGAAAUCUAGUUUUAGCCGGCGCCGUGGCUCACUAGGCUAAUCCUCCCCUUGCGGCGCCGGCACAGCGGGUUCUAGUCCCGGUCGGGGCACCUGAUUCUGUCCCAGUUGCCCCUCUUCCAGGCCAGCUCCCUGCUUGGGCCCUGCACCCCAUAGGAGACCAGGAUAAGCACCUGGCUGCUGCCUUCGGAUAGGCGCGGUGCGCUGGCCGUGGCGGCCACUGGAGGGUGAACCAACAGCAAAAGAAAGACCUUUCUCUCUGUCUCUGUCUCUCACUGUCCACUCUGCCUGUCAAAAAAAAAGUAUAGUUUUGACUCAGUACUUUCCCCCUCCAGCCUCUAAGUUUUUUUUUUUUUCUUUUUUCUUUUUGACAGGCAUAGUGGACAGUGAGAGAGAGA